AUGCAAAAACACGAGGUCGUCGCCGGCAAAAUAUGCAACCUCCCGGACAAAGACAAGAUCGAUUCCGCGUUGGCAGAGCGGUGUCGCUCAAUCGGAGUCGAGUUAUUCAAUCAUCCUGUCGUGGUCCUCCAUGUCGGCGGCGGAGGAGAAACGGGCACUGACGAGGUCAUAUUUUUGAUAAUAAGAUCAUUCAACGGCAAGGGCCUCGAUGAGCGUGUCAGAAACCCGUCCCGGCGCCGCAGAUACCUCCCCAUCCACCCGAGUCCGGCCCACGCCGAGGCCAAAAACGUCACCCUGUACCUCUCGCCCAAAAAAGCACAGAUGCCGUGCCGCUCGUGGGUCGACGCGGCGAACCCGCAGAGGGCAGACUGGCGGAUCUUGCAGCCCUUCUGGAUCAGGGGGAGACAGGUGCGCCUCACCAAACCAUCGCGCGCGGACGUGCGGCAGUACAUGGUCGAUUUCAGAGCAAGAGCGGGAGCGGGAGAGAUCGCUGACGCCGUUGUUGUUGAAGAUGGACAUGGAAAGGGAGUCGGAGUCAGCGGCGGCAUCGCUGGGCCUUUUGCUCCCUACGCCUCCUCCCUCACCAACACCGACACGGACACCGCAUCGAAGUUUACCCACGUCCUCCAACGUCUACAACAUCACCAGCUCUUCGACAGUAACACAGAGCACACCUCCCCACCUCAGCCGGUCGGCCCAGACGAUCAGGUAUUCGCAUAUACCUCAACCUUCAUCUCCGUCCAGAUAUGUACCAUUCAUUACACCCUCACCCCAUCUCACCUCUCGCCCGCCUCCAUACCCACCUCAACAGCGCCUCCCGAGCCACGUGGUAUCGUUCAAUCCCAUAUCCAUGCCAGGUACAUACCCAGAACCGACAUCCACCGCGACUCGCACGAUCCGAGGGGAUACGCAACCCGCUCGCGCGACGAGAUACCACCAACCCUCCUACCACUACAACUACAGGACAUCGUACGAAAGGGCCCCGUUACUCCCGACAACACGCAUGACGAGCGCGCCAACGACGUCGCGUGCACGAUCCCAGCAGUCACUCGGUGGCAACCCACGCGCUUUCAUCUGCUUGUUCUUCUUCUUCCUGCUCUUGGUGGCCACCGGUCUGUGCUGGCACUGGUCCUGGUACUGGUAGAGCAGCGGCACGACAGCUCCAAAUUGAAUGAGUGA
Messenger RNA from Fonsecaea nubica, 1179 nucleotides. RefSeq lists its product as hypothetical. The transcript is spliced from 3 exons. The record is from RefSeq and is a predicted model, not a curated record. NCBI's taxonomy places the organism in Eukaryota, Fungi, Ascomycota, Eurotiomycetes, Chaetothyriales, Herpotrichiellaceae. Bases 1 to 1179 code for a protein of 392 amino acids.